ACUUCAUGCUCAGCACCCAAACUGAUGGUGAGACUAUCCUAAAAGGACUCCUGCCCAUUUUCCAGGCACAGGGAAUGGCAGAGUCCGUGCAUACCUGGCAGGAGCAUGGCUAUUUAGCAACCUAUACCAACAAAAAUGGCAGCUUUGCCAACUUGAGAAUUUAUCCACAUGGAUUGGUGUUGCUGGACCUUCAGAGUUAUGACAGCAAUGCACAGGCCAAAGACGAGAUGGACAGCCUUCUGAACCAAGUAGAAGAAAGAAUGAAAGAACUGAGUCAGAGCAGCUCUGUCCAGGUGAAACGAUUACCAGCCAUAAUUCGAGGAGGGGCCAUUGACAGAUACUGGCCCACUGCUGAUGGGCGCCUGGUUGAGUAUGACAUAGAUGAAGUGGUGUACGAUGAAGAUUCGCCGUAUCAGAACAUUAAGAUUCUACACUCAAAGCAGUUUGGAAAUAUUCUCAUCCUUAGCGGGGACGUUAACUUGGCAGAGAGUGAUUUUGCCUAUACCCAGGCCAUCACAGGAAGUGGCAAGGAAGAUUACAUGGGCAAAGAUGUACUGAUUCUGGGAGGUGGAGAUGGAGGCAUACUGUGGGAGAUAGUCCAACAGCAACCAAGGAUGGUCACCAUGGUAGAGAUCGACCAAAUGGUGAUUGAUGCAUGUAAGAAACACAUGCAGAAAACGUGCGGUAACAUUUUAGACAAUCUUAAAGGAGAGCGCCAUCAGGUUCUCAUAGAGGACUGUAUCCCCGUACUGAGGAGGUACGCCAAAGAAGGGAGAGAGUUUGAUUAUGUGAUGAAUGACCUGACAGCGGUUCCGAUCUCCACAUCUCCAGAAGAAGAUUCCACAUGGGAGUUUCUCAGACUGAUUCUUGACCUGUCAAUGAGAGUACUGAAACAGGAUGGGAAGUACUUUACGCAAGGGAACUGUGUCAAUCUGACAGAAGCCCUGUCACUCUAUGAAGAACAGCUCGGGCGCCUGUAUUGUCCUGUGGAAUUCUCCAAGGAGGUCGUCUGUGUCCCUUCCUACUUGGAAUUGUGGGUAUUUUACACUGUUUGGAAGAAAGCUAAAUUUUGAAGAUGAACCUCCCUAAUCACAUGUACUGUAAACAGUCCUCCUGAUCUCCAUGUUCUGUAUAUGAUCUCUAAGUGAGCCAGGUAAAUUAAUUGUGAAUUCCUUCAAGUUUUCACUUUUUAAUAAUUAUCCUUGACUUGAAAAACAUCAAUGGAAAAUGUGUAUUUUAAUGAGCUAGGAUGUUAAUUUUUUGCAAGUCAGCCGAAGGACAAUUAGCACAGCAAAGACUAAGAUGUGCACUGACCCCCCUAUGUGAUUUUUGUUACUUUUUAUUUCUGUGCGGCCUUUUUGUUGUUUAGUUUGGGCAGAUUUUAAAUUUGGACAUUUAGAGGAAUGAACAUCUUUGUUUUUGUUCUGAAGGGGAGUUCUUCCCUACAAAAUUGACUUAGACAUUAACUAUGGUGCUUAUGAGAGAGUUCAAAAUGAGUAGAAAUGCAUCGAUUAAAAUUAUAAAAGAGACAUUUCACGUGUUCUGUUUGUUUUAUUGUAGCCUGGUCCCUUUUCUCCCUCUGAUGGCCUAAAACAAAGCUAUCUCAUGGAUUACUUUUAGU
Molecule: messenger RNA, 1621 nt
Organism: Dipodomys spectabilis (banner-tailed kangaroo rat)
Lineage: Eukaryota; Metazoa; Chordata; Mammalia; Rodentia; Heteromyidae
Product: spermine synthase-like
Exons: 1
Coding region: 6-1073 (355 amino acids)
Biological process (GO): spermine biosynthetic process
Molecular function (GO): spermine synthase activity
Source: RefSeq, a predicted model, not a curated record